AUGGUUUUAUUUCCAACAAUAAACAGACUUGCCAAUCCUAAUAAUGCAGGCGGGCUCACCGGUAGUAGAAGACGAAGGUUAUUUGUCCCACCAUCGACACAGUACCCACUUUUCAUAUACGGCGAUGGCGAUGACCAACGUUCAUUUUUGUCAAACAUAGAAGUUGGAUCACAAAUAUAUAGCCCAGAAGACGACCAUAGUGAUGUUGCAAGCGUUAGCACUUCGCGAUCUUUGCCAUCGACUUUGAGUUCAGUGCAGACCGCUGAUGACCAAGAAUCAUUCCACGACUGGUUGCAUGAAGAGCAUCAACGGAGGAUAUCCGCAGCAUCCUCACCAGCAGGAAGUAGUGAUGAAGACGAUUUAGAGUUGGGGAGGAGGCGAUCUGGCACCAUGCCAACUGUCAUUAGUCCCCAGGAAGACUUUCUUAAUUUAAAAACCGAUUAUAAUCUAGAGUCAAAAAGUUUAUUCAAAAAUUCGUUGCCAUUAAUAUUAACAUUUAUCUUGGAACAUAUAUUUUCGAUUGUAUGUUUGGUGGUUGUAGGAAAAUUGGGUACAAAACAAUUAGGGGCCGUGUCGUUGGCAACUAUGACUUCAACAAUUACGUUUGCUAUCUUUGAAGGAACGGCAACUGCGUUAGAUACGUUAUGUCCACAAGCUUACGGUGCAGGCAACUAUGAGUUGAUGAGUAUUUUUGUACAGAGAUGUAAUAUUUUUUCCAUGAUUUUGUUUUUGCCAUGUGCUUUAUUUUGGUGGUUUUCUGGACUGAUCCUAAAAUAUGUCAUUGACGAUCCUGAAGUGGUCCAUUUAACUCAGGAAUUUUUAAGGUGCUUGAUAUUGGGGGCACCAGGCUAUAUUCUUUUUGAAAACUCAAAGAGAUUUUUGCAGGCUCAGGGUAUAUUUGAAGCUGGCACGGGUAUACUAUUCGUCAGUGCUCCAAUCAAUAUUGGACUUUCGUGGUUUCUUGUAUGGAAUGAGACAUAUGGGAUUGGCUAUAUUGGUGCACCCAUUGCCACAGGGAUUAAUUUCUGGUUAAUGAUGAUAUUGUUAGUUCUUUAUGUCAGAUACAUUGAUGGAGGAAAGUGUUGGUUUGGAUUAGCGUCUAUGGAAGAGCUUUUCAGUAACUGGAAUCAAAUCAUUCAUUUGGCCAUACCUGGUAUUGUUAUGAUGGAAUCUGAAUACAUGGCAUAUGAAAUAAUGACCUUGUUUGCAUCGUACUUUGGGACCGUUCAAUUAGCAGCUCAGAGUGCCGUUUCCAGUAUUGCAUCACUUACAUAUAUGGUACCAUUUUCUGUGGGAAUUGCUGCUACCACCAGGAUUGCUAAUUUUAUUGGUGGGCAGAAUAUGGUUGGAGCUAUCUUAGCCACUAGAGUAGCCAUGGUGGCGGCAGUGAUUGUUUCCACCAUAAACUGUUUAGCAUUGUUUUCGUUCCGAUACGAGAUUGCUCGGAUUUUCUCAGAUGAUCCUGAAGUGAUUUCACUCAUUGUCGAUUUAUUGAACCCUUUGGUGAGUGUUUUACAAAUUUUCGAUGGUAUUGCCUCGGUCAAUAGUGGUAUAUUGAGAGCUCAAGGUUCACAAAAGAUAGGUGGCUAUAUAAAUUUUAUUGCAUAUUACGCAUUUGCAUUGCCAUUGGCUAUGGUUUUGAGUAAAAUUGUUGGCCUACAAGUCUUUGGUUUAUGGAUUGGUGUUGGCAGUGGAAUGGCUGUGAUUGCCUUGAGUGAAACUGCCGUUAUUAUGUUUAGUAAUUGGGAUGACAUAUUAAUGAAGGCAGGUAUAAUGAAUGAGUUUGGUUUUGAUGAUAGUGAUGACGAUGGUGAAGAUGAUGAUAUAUUUUAG
Molecule: messenger RNA, 1833 nt
Organism: Candida albicans SC5314
Lineage: Eukaryota; Fungi; Ascomycota; Pichiomycetes; Serinales; Debaryomycetaceae
Exons: 1
Coding region: 1-1833 (610 amino acids)
Biological process (GO): xenobiotic detoxification by transmembrane export across the plasma membrane
Cellular component (GO): membrane
Molecular function (GO): antiporter activity; xenobiotic transmembrane transporter activity
Source: RefSeq, a predicted model, not a curated record